AUGGCUGAUACCGAAAAGGCGCCGCAGCCGCAGCCCCAACAGCAGCAGCAACAAGAGCAACAACCCCCACAGCAACCGCAACAAGCUAAAGCGGCUAAACAAAAGCAGGUCAUUGCUGAGAAAGUUUCGGGAACCGUCAAAUGGUUUAAUGUCAAGAGUGGAUAUGGUUUCAUCAACAGGAAUGACACCAAGGAGGAUGUGUUUGUGCAUCAAACUGCAAUCGCCCGGAACAACCCUCGCAAGGCUGUGCGCUCGGUCGGCGACGGGGAGGCGGUGGAGUUUGCCGUGGUUGCCGGGGAGAAAGGCUAUGAAGCAGCCGGAGUAACUGGUCCCGGCGGUGAGCCGGUAAAGGGCUCGCCCUACGCAGCUGACAAACGCCGCGGCUUCCAUCGCCAAUAUUACCCCCGUCAAGGUGGCGGACGUGGCGGGGAAGGCGCUCCACGUAGAGGUGGAAUGGGACGUCGUGGGCCCCCGACCAACCAGGGGGGUGCACAGGGGGAUGAAGGUCAGGAGGGAGGCGGAGCACCACCACAGCGCAGCUACUUCCGCCGCAAUUUCCGUGGUGGACGUCGUGGUGGCGGUCCAGGGCCCAUGAAUCGCGGAGGAUACCGUCGCGCUCGUCCACGCAAUUUCCAACCGGGCCAAGGACAGGGCCAGCCCCAAGCCGGUGGACAGCCUAACCAAGCACCACGUCAAAAUGGUCAGGAGGCAGAGGCCCCUGCCACCGCUGCGUCGCCAACGCAACAGCAACAGGCUAAGCCGAAAUCUACCACCAAGCCUGCUGGUACUACCAUUGAGACCACUACCAAUGAGAGCCAGGCCUAA
Spodoptera littoralis (African cotton leafworm) is the source of this 825-nucleotide messenger RNA. The record is from the annotation of a GenBank genome assembly. Lineage: Eukaryota; Metazoa; Arthropoda; Insecta; Lepidoptera; Noctuidae.